Messenger RNA from Coregonus clupeaformis (lake whitefish), 2429 nucleotides. It is a transcript of the gene fgf11a, whose product is annotated as fibroblast growth factor 11a. The record is from RefSeq and is a predicted model, not a curated record. The coding region runs from base 1541 to 2290 and encodes 249 amino acids. The transcript has 6 exons. Gene Ontology annotation, biological process: animal organ morphogenesis; positive regulation of gene expression; fibroblast growth factor receptor signaling pathway. Gene Ontology annotation, molecular function: fibroblast growth factor receptor binding; growth factor activity. Gene Ontology annotation, cellular component: cytoplasm. Lineage: Eukaryota; Metazoa; Chordata; Actinopteri; Salmoniformes; Salmonidae.
GAGGGAGCGAGAGGGAGAGAAGGAGCAAGAGCGUGUAAAGCAUGUUGCUGUUGCUGGCUCUGUAAUGCACUGUGAGCAAAGGAGGAGAAAGAAAGAGAGAGAGGGAGAGAGAGAGAGGGAGUCACACACACACACACUGUCUCUCCACGCACGCACACACACACACACACACACACAGAAACGGAGAACUGUCUUCCUCGGGAGAUUGAGACAAAUGCACACAUUCUCUCUCUCACUCACACACACACACACACACAUGCUCUCUCUCUCGCACACUCACACAGAGGGAGUGGUGAAGGCAGGCAUGAAGACAGGCUCCGGUGCGUUUUGAAGCAGGAGAGUAAGAGCGAGGACUAGCCAGCACAGAGGACAGACGAAUCUUAAGCUUGAACGGACCACUGUCAACUACCUACCAGCCCCCAGCCGAUGAGCGACAGCUACAGCCACAGCACCGGGGUAGGUGAUAAAAGGGGUUAUGCCAGGAGAGCUUGAAAGGAAGGGAAGAUCCAGCUCUCCGUCCAUCCCUCCGUCCGUCCGUCCGUCCGCCUCUCCUCCUCCUCAUCCCUCUUUUUUCGGAGCCGAUAUCUCAGGUCGGACUGUCCCAUGUUGAAUUCUUUCCUUUUCACUCGUCAUUCUCUUUUUUUCAUGGAGGGAUGUUAAAGAUCAGGUGAAGAAAGGAGGAGCUACAUUGUGAACGUCUGUCCGGUCGUGUCAUUUAUUCAUUUUUUUGUUGUUAUUUCAACGAUCCCUCGUUUCUCCUCCUGACUGAAUUGAAGAGUGUGUGUGAGACGCAGGACUGGAGCCUAUGAGGACUUUGAGACUGAUCUGUUUUGACAUGAUUCGGUCGUCAGGCAAAUUCUCUCCUAUCCUGACGGAGCUGUGUCAAAGUUAGCUGAAGCUUCAGGGAGAGGAGGGGGCCGUGGGGAGGGCCUGUGGCCCACGACAGAGCACCCACACUGGGACGCACACAGAGAGGGACACUGGCAUAGUGGUUCUUCUCACCCACUGUUUUCUGUGUACAGGAAAAUGACAUGAGUUUUCUAUUGUCCUGUUGCCACAGUGACGGAGGGACAGUGACAUACCAGGGCAACACCUGAACAACAACAACGUGAACAACAGCAAGGACAGGCAACAGCCAUAUCUAAAGGACAACAACAGUUAAACCACCAGUGACAGCAACAACGCACUGCAUCUAACCAAACCUCAACCAGCCAACACCUGAUAACUUUGGGUGGGCCUUUGACAAGGACUCCACCCUCCAUCUCUCCAUCCCCCUUUCUCCACCUCUCUCUCUGCCGUGGUGUUCUUCUCCCUCCAUCCUCCAGUGAAAAAUCCCCUAGUGACCCCCACUCUUCUAUUAUAUUUCUCCAGAUAUUGUUGACAUUAUAUUGACAUUUAUAUGUCAAUCUAGGCAAGUUUGCUCAAAGGAUUCUGGGUAAUCACCCCGGGCGGUGCUCCAUCGCCCUGGGUGAAAGGGCAGGGGGGCGGCCCACGGUUCCCCCCGACCACAACCGGGUGAAGAGCGGGUGCGGGCAGCAAGAUGGCGGCUCUCGCCAGCUCGUUGAUCCGCCAGCGGCGGGAGGUGAAGGACCCCCAGGCCAACCGGCAGGUGGCCAACAAGAGGAAGCCGUGCCCCAAGGCCAACAAGUCCCUGUGCCAGAAACAGAUAUUAUUACUCAUAUCAAAAGUCCGACUAUGUGGCAAUCGAGGGCGAAAGUUAGAAAAAAGACCGGAUCCCCAACUGAAAGGCAUCGUCACCAGACUCUACAACCGGCAUGGCUUCUACCUCCAGAUGCUUCCGGAUGGCACCAUGGACGGCACAAAGGACGAAAGCAGCUCCUUCUUGCAGUUCAACUUGAUUCCUGUGGGCCUGAGGAUAGUAGCCAUCCAGAGCACUAAGACAGGUCUCUACAUUGGGAUGAACAGCGAUGGAUACCUCUACACUUCGGAACACUUCACCCCAGAGUGCAAGUUCAAAGAGAGUGUGUUUGAGAACUACUACGUGACGUACUCGUCCAUCCUGUACCGGCAGACCCAGUCGGGCAGGGCCUGGUACAUCGGCAUCAACCGGGAUGGACAGGUCAUGAAGGGCAACAGGGUCAAGAAGACUAAGGGGGCCGCCCACUUCCUACCCAAACUCAUCGAAGUGGCUAUGUACAGGGAGCCCUCGCUACAUGAAGUGGUGGUGGUCGCGGAGUUGAGUUCGCCCAGGAAAAUGGCCAAGGCCUCCGAUUCACCUGUGCUGCAGAACGGCAAGAAAGACCCGCCCUCGAAAACCAAAACCUCCUAGCGCACAGAGGACACAGGGCCGGACAUACAGGCACUGGGCACUGGCAUGGGCACCUAAAGGAACUACAGGGAUGAUAUAUAGAAGCAAUGGAGUUACAUGAUGGUAGCAUUAGAAGAACUCAAUCUCCCAUAAUGCAAUA